AUGAGCACCAUCUGGCGCCCAGACUUGUUGAACGAGGAUCCCGUCGUCGUCAAGGAAGAGUCCGACGACGACCACCACCAGCCCCCCGCCGUCAACGUCGAACCUCCCGCGGACGACGAUGGGGACGACGAAAACACGGAGGAUCUCGCGGGGAAGAUGUCGACGAUUUGGCGACCCAACCUCGGCCGGCUGUACGCCAGCGUCGCCGAGAUGGAGGGAUCGGAGAGCGAAGAGGAGGAGAAGGAUGCGACGAAGAAGGGCGUGAAGCGGAAGAGGGCCCCUCACACAAAGGGGCCAUGCGAGCACGGGGUGAAGUACCGGUCGAAUUGCAAGGUGUGCAGCGCUUGUCCCCACGGGAAGUGGCGCCGUUUUUGCAAGGAGUGCGGCGGGUCUCAAAUCUGCGAGCACGGCCGUCAGCGCUCUAAGUGCAAGGAUUGCGGUGGUGGUGGAAUCUGCAAGCACGGUCGUCGGCGCUCUAGGUGCAAGGAGUGCGGUGGGGGCUCGAUCUGCGAGCAUGGUCGUCGGCGCACUCAGUGCAAGGAGUGCGGCGGGUCAGCAAUCUGCGAGCACGGUCGUCAGCGCGCUCAUUGCAAGGAGUGCGGCGGAUCAGCAAUCUGCGAGCACGGUCGCCGGCGCUCUCGGUGCAAGGAGUGCAAGAAAUAG
Molecule: messenger RNA, 663 nt
Organism: Micromonas commoda
Lineage: Eukaryota; Viridiplantae; Chlorophyta; Mamiellophyceae; Mamiellales; Mamiellaceae
Exons: 1
Coding region: 1-663 (220 amino acids)
Source: RefSeq, a predicted model, not a curated record